CGCGCUCGCCGAGUCUCCUUGGGAUCGUCCGUGCGUCCGCGGGCCGAGAUGGGCGGCGGCGGCAGCACUCGGCGCGUCACCUUCGAGGCGGACGAAAAUGAGAAUAUCACCGUGGUCAAAGGCGUGCGGUUGUCCGACAGCGUCAUCGAUCGGAUGAAGGAACCUUCCUCACCUAGGGGGAGACAGCACCGAGGAUCAGGUGCAGUUAAUGAUGAAGAGCUGAAGAAAAGAAUAGCUGAGGAGCUGGCACUGGAACGAGCCAGGAGAGACUCUGAAGCUCAGAAGAGGAGGUUGAAACAAGAUCAAAUGUACGUUCGGGAUGAGUUUGGCAGACUCCUGGAACGGGACAGGAUCUCUGCAAAUGAGCAACUGACUCGAGCCAUGCUUCGGGAGAGAGCGGCCACGGAGGAGGAGCGGCAGAAGGCUCAGCGCUUUGCCAGGCAGCUGGAAGAGAAGGAGAGGGAGCUGAAGAAACAUGAUGCCUACUACAAAGAGCAGCUGGCUCGGCUGGAAGAGAGGAGUGCCCAGUUCUACAAAGUCACCACUGAGGAAUACCAAAAGGCUGCUGAUGAAGUCUCAUCUCGGUUCAAGAGAUACGAGUCCCACCCGAUCUGUGGGGAGCUGCAGGAUAAAAUCCUCCAGUGCUACCGGGAACAUGUCCAGGAGACCCUGAGCUGCUCUGCCCUGGCCAGCCAGUACCUGCACUGUGUCAAUCAUGCCAAACAGCAGAGAAUGCUUGGGAGAGGAGGAUAAAGGCAUUGUCCAAAUCAAGCACAAGACCAUCAACUAAUUUCAGCAGAAGAGCUUUAUUUUCUCCCCAAGAACGAUCUGGCAGCCCAUUUGCAAUAAAGAGAAGAGGAAGAGCCCUUUGAAGGUCAGCAUCCUCACGGCUCAAUCAGACACCUGGAUCUUCUUCCAUCUGAGCUCUCCCGUCUGAGGCCGCUGUUCCGCCUCCUCAAAGCCCACUUAUUGGUGAUUGAAGGGAGGGAAAAAAAGAACCUUUCUCUGGUCUCAGAGAGGGGAAAUAUCCUUCAAAUGCUGCUGUUUCACUGUAGAAUCUCCCCUGUGACACCUCCCUGUUAGAGGCAGGGGGGUGUAACCCUUGCAGUGCUGGGAUGUGGCUGUUCCUCGGGAGCAGCCGCUGGUGCCGGGCUCAGAGUUCUCCUCACAGUGUAGAAUUGUAAAUUGUGCUUUAACUUAUUUCCCAAAUGACCUGGCUUGAUGAAGUCUCUCUCUGCAGGCCUUCUGCUGGAAUGAUGUUUGUGAUCCAGCACUUAGGGUGCUCCAUGGCCUUUAUUUCUGUGGGAUGGUUCUCUUGUGCUCCUCGCUCGUAUCAAGUCCUGACGAGAAUGCCUGCUCUGUACCAACA
Cinclus cinclus is the source of this 1369-nucleotide messenger RNA. RefSeq names its product coiled-coil-helix-coiled-coil-helix domain containing 3 (gene CHCHD3). The record is from RefSeq and is a predicted model, not a curated record. Lineage: Eukaryota; Metazoa; Chordata; Aves; Passeriformes; Cinclidae. Gene Ontology annotation, biological process: inner mitochondrial membrane organization. Bases 49 to 753 code for a protein of 234 amino acids. Gene Ontology annotation, cellular component: MICOS complex; mitochondrion. The transcript has 8 exons.